AUGAGCGUUGUUUCGCCAACUAUCAAAACCACGGGCACUUCCAAAUUGCUCACGGUGGGUGCUGGCUGUUUUUGGGGUGUUGAAAGAGUGUUCAACAAGUAUUUCAAGGACAAAGGUUUGGUUGAUUCAAAAGUCGGAUACGCCAAUGGAUUGAAAAGUGUAUCCCCGCCAGUGAGCUACGAAAAAGUCUGCAGCGGCUCGACCAACUUCGUUGAGGCAUUGCAAAUCUCAUACGAACCAUCGCAGGUUUCGCUACGCGAUCUCUUAGACAUUUUCUUCCGAAUCCAUGACCCUACUCAAGUCAAUGCCCAGGGCCCGGAUAUUGGUACUCAAUACAGAAGUGCGAUCAUGACCCAUAGCCCCGAGGAUUACGAGGUUGCCAGAGAAGUGAGAGACUAUUUCCAAAAGGAGUGGUACCCCAAUCACAAGAUUUCCACCACCAUUGAGAACAUUGAAACAUGGUACGACGCAGAGGCAUACCAUCAAAAGUAUUUGGACAAGAACCCCGGUGGCUACGAGUGCCCUACCCAUUUCUUGAGAACGAAGCCCAAGGUCUAG
Candidozyma auris is the source of this 558-nucleotide messenger RNA. RefSeq names its product peptide-methionine-S-sulfoxide reductase (gene MXR1). The record is from RefSeq and is a predicted model, not a curated record. Gene Ontology annotation, molecular function: peptide-methionine (S)-S-oxide reductase activity. The transcript has a single exon. Lineage: Eukaryota; Fungi; Ascomycota; Pichiomycetes; Serinales; Metschnikowiaceae. Bases 1 to 558 code for a protein of 185 amino acids.